UGCGAGGCCCCGGGAGGGGGCCCGGCGCGUCCGCCGCCCGCUCGGCGCGGCUCGGCCCGGCCCGGGAAGCGUGCAUGCCCCUGCUGCCCGCGGCGUUCACCAGCAGCAUGCUCUAUUUCCAGAUGGUGAUCAUGGCAGGGACGGUGAUGCUGGCUUACUACUUCGAGUACACGGACACGUUCACCGUGAAUGUGCAGGGCUUCUUCUGCCACGACAGCUCCUACCGCAAGCCCUACCCGGGCCCGGAGGACAGCAGCGCCGUGCCCCCCGUGCUCCUCUACUCGCUGGCCGCCGGGGUCCCCGUGCUCGUGAUAAUAGUUGGAGAAACUGCUGUGUUUUGCCUACAACUAGUCACAAGGGAUUUUGAAAACCAGGAGAAAACUAUUUUAACUGGAGACUGUUGCUAUAUAAACCCACUGGUGCGGCGAACUGUACGGUUUCUUGGAAUUUAUACAUUUGGACUAUUUGCUACUGAUAUCUUCGUAAAUGCUGGGCAAGUAGUUACAGGGAAUCUGGCUCCCCAUUUUCUUGCCCUGUGUAAGCCCAACUACACAGCACUUGGAUGUCAGCAGUAUACACAGUUCAUCAGUGGGGAAGAGGCGUGCACGGGCAACCCAGAUCUCAUCGUGAGGGCAAGGAAGACAUUUCCAUCCAAAGAAGCGGCUCUCAGUGUCUAUGCAGCUAUGUAUCUGACAAUGUACAUUACCAACACAAUCAAAGCCAAAGGAACGAGACUUGCUAAGCCCGUUCUGUGUUUGGGAUUAAUGUGUUUGGCCUUUCUUACUGGACUCAACAGAGUAGCAGAAUAUCGAAAUCACUGGUCAGAUGUGAUAGCAGGCUUUCUGGUUGGAAUAUCUAUAGCAGUAUUUCUGGUUGUGUGUGUCGUAAAUAAUUUCAAAGGAAGACAACCGGAAAAUGAACACCUACACAUGGAUGAUGUGGCACAAAUGCCAAUGAUCAGUAUCCCUCGAGUAGAAAGUCCCUUGGAAAAGGUAACAUCUGUACAGGUGUCCCGAAUCCAAACUAUUGAGAAUGGUCAAGAAGAAAAUUCACAGGGAAGGUCCUUUAAAGACUGUCUUGCAAGGCUCUUCAGAACCACAUCACCGCCUUUGCAGAAGUCACAUGAUAUUGAAGCAAGCGGUUUUUCACUGCACUGGACAUCAUCCCUUUUCACCAUCCAUUCAUAACACCCAAAGUUUGAUUACAAAAGAAGUUUAUAAAGUUUUCUUAAAAUUUUUUAAUUUAAAAACCAGUGUCAACUUAUCUGUUUCCCCCACUAGACUGUGAGCUCCUCAAGGGCAGGACUGUGUCUUUUCUUCUCUAUAUCCCCAGCACCUACAGCAAAGCCUUGCAAAAAGUAGGUGCUCAAUAAUGCG
Molecule: messenger RNA, 1376 nt
Organism: Manis javanica (Malayan pangolin)
Lineage: Eukaryota; Metazoa; Chordata; Mammalia; Pholidota; Manidae
Source: RefSeq, a predicted model, not a curated record